Arctia plantaginis is the source of this 1041-nucleotide messenger RNA. The record is from the annotation of a GenBank genome assembly. NCBI's taxonomy places the organism in Eukaryota, Metazoa, Arthropoda, Insecta, Lepidoptera, Erebidae.
AUGGCCGCCUGUCUAAGGAUUUCUAGACACGAAUUAAAGGAUUUAUUAUAUUUAUUAAAAUUGGUUGAGGUACAGGUAACGAUGUUAAGUUUACGUCCCAAAUUAGGAAGUGAACGCAACAGUGAGUGGCGCUGUUGUUUCUGCCUUCAUGUGCGCACAGGCACUAUACUACUUGGGACAUGGCAUCUUAUGCUGCACCUCAUAGCGUUAGGGUUCCUAGCAGCCAUAGUUCGUGACCCGCGGCUAUUAGAUGAACUUGAACGAGAUUCUGCUCCUGUUGUGGAUUGGAGCAAUGCAGGCCGUGAGACUAUGCCUACUGCACUGCCUAAAGUAGAACCGCCGCCGAGCUCAUAUGCUCCACAACAUGUCGGACAACAUCGGGAUCAUAGUUUAAUAUAUCAUGAUGUGGAUGUGGGUGCGCUGGUUACAGUGUGUACCCUGGCAAUCACAUUCAUGCUGAUCUAUGGAGCUGCGCUCGGCAAACCUGCCCACCUAUUGCCAUUCUUCUGCCUCCAGAUCUUUGACUUUGCUAUCACCGUGCUAACCGCUACGGGUUAUCUCUGCUACUUGCGCUCUAUUGACCGUUUGGUAGCAGAGACACAACGCGUGCCAUGGCGCGCUCAACUGUUACAGCUUCCAGCUCCAGUGCUAGCUCUCGUAGUGCUGUCUGCCUUCUUAGUAGCUGUACUGAUUAAGGGUUACUGCAUUAGCGUCGUGUGGCGAUGCUACAAGUAUUUGACCUUGAGGGCUCACGCUUUACAAUCUCCCUUCGUGAUAUCGAGCGAUGACGUUGUAACUCCGGCUCAACUCGCACCGUUUGCUGUGCCUGCUCCAGACUACACGAGCGUGCUGCCGGACUAUGAAGAGGCUGUGAAGCAGACCCCCCCACCGUCCUAUCGCGCUGCCACGCUCCUGGCGACCGGCGACACCUCUCUCACAACCGUUCAGGAGAGAGCCCAGAGCGCUCCGGCCGGGCCGCGGCCGCAGCCCACCAACACGGUGGUGGUGUUGCCGCACACCGGCUCGCAGGCGCGCCUCUGA